Molecule: messenger RNA, 350 nt
Organism: Telopea speciosissima
Lineage: Eukaryota; Viridiplantae; Streptophyta; Magnoliopsida; Proteales; Proteaceae
Product: NADH dehydrogenase [ubiquinone] 1 beta subcomplex subunit 2
Exons: 4
Coding region: 97-321 (74 amino acids)
Cellular component (GO): mitochondrial inner membrane
Source: RefSeq, a predicted model, not a curated record
UUCAUUUUGUGGUCCUUGUUCUUGAAUGACUUAUUAGCAGGCUGUAUUGCUGUAGGGUUCUCGGUGUUCGAAACUCGUUCAGAGACAGAAAGAGAGAUGGGAGGAGGACAUGGAGACGAUGGGCACAGCACGACUUACAAAGGCUUCACCAUGCAUCGCCCUAAGCGAUGGCAUACCGUCACCGGAAAGGGUUUGUGCGCCAUCAUGUGGUUUUGGGUAUUCUACAGGGCUAAGCAAGAUGGCCCCGUAGUCUUGGGUUGGCGGCAUCCUUGGGAGGGGCAUGACUCCCAUGGUCAUGGCCAUGAAUCGCAUGAUCAUUAGGCCUUCCAUUGAAGAACUAAGAGAAGAAU